Molecule: messenger RNA, 2297 nt
Organism: Hymenoscyphus albidus
Lineage: Eukaryota; Fungi; Ascomycota; Leotiomycetes; Helotiales; Helotiaceae
Source: the annotation of a GenBank genome assembly
AUGAGUAAAUCCCCCUCCCAUCCUCACUUAACAAGCCUGACAAACAACACCCAGAGUUCCAAGCAAAUGCCCCCACAGGACGGAAAGUCUGGGACCUCAACCUAGUAGACUUCCUCUUCCAGCACGCCAACCCAGCCAUCAUCCAAAGGAACCUCACCGCCGCACUCUCAACCUCCGAAGUAAACGCCUCUCUCUCUGCACCCCUUCAAGCUCUCCUCAAACGUCUCUCCUUCCUUAGUCCCCCCUUGAAACUCGAUGCCUUCUCGGACCCAGAGGAGAUUGUUGUAACAAGAUGGCUGCUCCUUUCGUAUGGGGGUAAGAAUCUUUGGAAUCUGUUUGUAAAGACGGUCAUGAAGCAAAUUGAGAGCGUGGAAGCUACUAUCGGGGGAAAGGGGGAGUUGGAAGACUGCAAGGGAAAGGUGAGGUGGCUGUCGUAUUAUUGGGAGAUAUUGUCUGAGGAUUCCAAUUGUACUAAGUGUGGGGGACCGCUUUUAGAAGGGGAGGAGAGGAGAGGAGGUGUCGAGGUUGGGAUUUCGAAUUUCAAGAAAGGGCAUGGGGAUGGGGCGGAGUCGAGUUUUGAGAUUCUCUUUGGGGAGAUUAGGAGGGUAGUGAAGAUGGUUGAGGAGGUAAGGAAGAAGGAGAAAGGGAGGGUCAAUGCUGCGGUUGCUGAGCGGGAGGAGAAAGCGGGAGAGGACGGCACUGAUACUUCUGACUUGCAACCUCAAGAAGCUGCCUCAACAACUAGAGCGCUUCUUCCCUCUGUAUUGGAAGCAGAAGCUCAAUUUUGCAACGCGGAACCGUCCUUGAGUUCUACCAACGAGGUACCAGAAAACCCCGAGGAGCCAAAAUUAGCCGAGCCCCCUCUUUCCGAGGAGCAGGUAUUCCCCCAACAUCGUUGAGUGCGACGAAACACAACGAUCGCCCCAUGAAUCUUCCGAUGAACCUUAUGAGUUGGACGAACCAGUCGAUACACAAGAUCCACAAUUCUACGAAGCAUCAGAUCACUGGUCAGAAUCGGACCAUGAUUCAGAAGGCUCGGACGAAAUCCCCUGGGCAUCAUUGGAUGAAAACAACUCAAUCAUCGGUCAACAAGCAGAUUCAGUGAUUGAGAUCUGGGAGACAAUUCACAUCUCAGAAGAUGAUGAUGCAGUAGUGACUGUUGAUGAAGUUCCGAGUGAGACAAUGGACUAUGAAAAGGUGAGUGGAACAGAAGGUAAGAAAAAUAUUUCCUUCUUAAUCACUCCACCCUAGGAAAUGUUUUGAAUCCGGCCAAGAGUCCAACUUGGUCUUUCACUCAUCUCAGUUGAUUUUCAAUAUGGAGUCGCAAAACAGGCUUGUCCGAGCUAACCGCCCCCCAGAUGGACUGUUCCCAACCGCACCAGAGCCCCUUUCUAUUAAAACGCCACCCUAUCAACCAAAGUCGGCUGUUUUUCCUGCUGCACCAACACCGAUACCUCAAAAUUCGUCCAAACACCGUGACCGUCCAUCGAGCUCUCAGCCAGGAGGAAAUCACGGUACUCACGUACAACCCCUAAGAGAAAGCAAACCAGACAAGGGCAAAGAACAUGCCUGUGGAUACACCGAUCGAGAAAAGGCAAGACGGCGAGCGGAAGAAGAAGAGGAAGAAAAGCGACGGGUUCUCGCCUGGGAUAGAGCUUUCUUGGAGGGCAAAGCUGCUCGUGAAAAAGCGGCUGCUCACAAAAAUAAGCAACAACACCCUCGUCCUACUGUUCCACCUACUGUCCCAAGUCUACAAAAUGCUCCUCAUCCAAAUCACGAAGUUCGACGACAAGAUUUCUACACCUACCAACAUAGCCAAGGAAAGACAAACGAUCCAAGUCCAGACCCUGGACAACAAGUUCCACCGCAACAAGUCUACCAGGCAAAUCCCAAUGCACAUGCAGUAGUAGCAGGGCACCCAAAAAUUACCAUGGCAUCAUGGCGAACCAAUUUGCCAGGUCCAAACAUACCAGCUCCUAACAAUUUUCAACCGCGAGUGAGUUCCUUCCCUCCCUUCCAUUACGUCAUUAACAAGUUUUGCUAAACAAAGACAGAAAUCCAUCUUGAAGAUAGAAAGGUCCGAAGAGGAGUUCUCGCAAAUGGGUAGAGGACGUCCUAGACGAGAGCCAAAAGAGCAAAAAGAGGUGAACUUCACACGCAGCUCCAAGUAUGAAGAUGGCGGGAGAGAUACGCAUGAGUUUGCGAUACCAAUUGAGAAAAAAGAGCCGCCAGUGGAGCUGUAUGAUUAGGAGAGUAAGGAGUGGAGAGUGAGGAAGAGAGUGUUAUUAUAGAUGGGA